Molecule: messenger RNA, 768 nt
Organism: Symbiodinium sp. CCMP2592
Lineage: Eukaryota; Dinophyceae; Suessiales; Symbiodiniaceae
Source: the annotation of a GenBank genome assembly
AUGUUUGUUAAUAUCGCACUGUUCAUCGUCACCUCCAGCAGCAGUGUUUCCGUCAACGUGUUCACCAUCACCGUCCUGACGGCGCUCAGCAAAGACCUCUGGGUGGCUGAAAGGCCUUUCAUCUGGAAUUCCAUCGAUGUUGGUGGGAAGAUGGCGGUGGUGCGCUUGCCGGACGGGGGCUUGUGGGUUCACUCGCCGGUGGAGCUUGAUCAGGAGCUCAGAGAAGCGCUGCAAGAGCUCGGCGCAGUUCGGCACAUCGUGUCACCCAACUUCGAGCAUGUUAAGUGGGCUGCCCAGUGGAAAGGCGCAUUUCCAGACGCCACACUCUGGGGAACCCCAGGAAUGAAGGACAAGUUCCCGAAGAUCCCCUUCGACCUGGAGCUAAAGAGCAGCGGGUCGGCUCCAGCUGAAUGGGGCGGUGGUCUUCUCAUGUGCUUUGCAGACUGUGAGAGAACGCCGCUUUUGGGCACUCCCUUUUUCAACGAAGUGAUUUUCUAUCACCUUGCCAGUGAGACCUUGAUGUGCACGGACAUCUUCUGGAACUACCCGUCGGAUUUGCCCUCCGGCUCCGCCCUUUGGAAGUUCUUGAUGGACAAGGUCUACCUGCCCUUCUACAAGCGUUUCAUGGUACGGAGCCCAGACUCUUUGCAAGCCGUCUUGGACACGGUGGCAGAGUGGAAGCCACAAGGACUGCUGCCUUGCCACGGCAAGUACGUAGCCAACGGUGCCUGGAAGAUGUUUGAGGGCCACCUGACGGGCUCUUCGUAG